Scheffersomyces coipomensis is the source of this 1750-nucleotide messenger RNA. RefSeq lists its product as uncharacterized. Gene Ontology annotation, molecular function: pre-mRNA binding; U6 snRNA binding. NCBI's taxonomy places the organism in Eukaryota, Fungi, Ascomycota, Pichiomycetes, Serinales, Debaryomycetaceae. The transcript has a single exon. Gene Ontology annotation, cellular component: U2-type catalytic step 2 spliceosome; Prp19 complex; U2-type catalytic step 1 spliceosome. Bases 331 to 1398 code for a protein of 355 amino acids. The record is from RefSeq and is a predicted model, not a curated record.
CUUCUUUGAUUUCAUUCGAACAUGAUUUGUAAAUAAUUGAAUAAAGUACUAACUUUAAAUACGUAGUUCUUGUAAAUAUUUUCAUUUAAUAAACAUAAUAGAUUAUUCAAAAUUGAGUUUUUAAAACUAUUGUAGAUUAUAAUAGACUAGCGUUAAUAGGACAUACCAUUGACAUAGAGCAAUGUAUAACAGGCUUUUGACUCGUUACUUUUUGAGUUGAUAUUAUCAUUGUUGAUAGUAUUUUUAAAAGCAAAUGCUUUUUUAUCUCAUCUAGAAAAAAAAUGUAUAAUGUAGAACAGUAUUAAGAUUUAUCAAAUAACAAAGACAACGAUGGAUCAAAAUAUUGAAGAUGGGUUCUCUAUCUGUGACGAGUGUCUUGGCUCUGAUAAACAGAUCAAGAUGACGAAACAUACGAAUGCUGCUGAGUGCAAGCUUUGUACAAGACCAUUUACUGUGUUUAGAUGGAAUAAUAAGACGGCAUCAAGGCGAACUGGAAAGACUACAAUAUGUUACACUUGUGCAAGAACAAAGAAUUGUUGUCAGAGUUGUAUGUUAGACAUAAAUUAUCAUAUACCAAUUGAAAUACGGGAUACUGCCUUGAGGAUGGCUGGACUUGAUAGCAGUAAGGGACUUUUAACAGCAUCAAAAGUAAAUCAAGAAACUAAAGCAUUGAUGGCUGACAAAAAUGAACAAACAUUGAGGAAUUCAGAUUUAGUUGGAGAAGAUGAUGUAAAUCAAGAAAAAGCAAGAGAAAUACUAUACAAGCUUGCCGAUAAGUUAAAGAAUGCAACAAAGACUGCCCCAAAGAACCCUAAGACAACAAAUACCGAAGAGUCUGCAAAAUUAAGUAAAGAUAUUUCCAAAUUGAUUUCAAAGCUUCCUUUUGGAGGAAAUAUAAACCCUGAUACAAAUCCUACAUUGACUUCAUUCUUUUUGUUUGGGUUCAAUCUGGAUUUGCCAAUAUAUGCUGUUACCAAUUAUGCUACAAAAUUUGGGAAAGUAAAAUCAUUGACGAUACUACAUAACGCUAAAUGUGGAUAUUUGACAUUUACAACCAGACAAGCGGCAGAAAACUUCGCUUCAGAUAUUAAUAGUAAUGGAUUGAAUACCAAUAAGUCAACAGCAGGAUUAGUGGUACUUGAAGGAAAGUAUCCGAUCAGGGUUAGCUGGGGUAAGGUCCAACCUUUAGGAACAUCAAACGAUGAGCAUCAUAAAUUGAGUCUUGUUGUUAAUAAGGUAUUGAAGCAGUUGUCCGAAAAAGAUACACGUACUGAAUCUAAACCAAAGCAGUCUUCAAAGGUUACUACACCCAAAAGCAAGAAUAAGAGCAAGAAACCUCUCGAAAUUAAAAGUGCUCCAACUAAAUAUAAGGCCAUACGUUCUGAUUACGAACUAUGAGUUGAUUUAUAUUCACAAUUAUAGACUAUUUCUUUAGGUUACUUUUCUUACGACAUACUAGUUACUCAGAUUAUAGAAAUACACACUAUUUAAUGGUAUAAAGAGGCUUGAUUUGAGUUACGUAGGUGAGUCAUCAAAAGUCAAAAGUCAAAUUCAAAAAUUGUAAUAGAUCAAACAACCCCUUUUUGCAACUAAACAAAUCCAAUUACGCUGACCACAUCCAUCAUGCAUUCUAGCUUCAGUCUACUGGCUUUGCCACCAUCUACAAUUAAGAAUGAUAACUUGACUUUAUAGUGGUUGACUAAUUAGGACUCAAUUACGCAUGCAACACGGAAUUACGAUCUAGAUAUUU